Molecule: messenger RNA, 4994 nt
Organism: Siniperca chuatsi (mandarin fish)
Lineage: Eukaryota; Metazoa; Chordata; Actinopteri; Centrarchiformes; Sinipercidae
Product: vinculin
Exons: 21
Coding region: 182-3385 (1067 amino acids)
Biological process (GO): cell adhesion
Cellular component (GO): actin cytoskeleton
Molecular function (GO): structural molecule activity; actin filament binding
Source: RefSeq, a predicted model, not a curated record
UUUUUCACGUUGACGUUUUCACAGGAGUAGUUGUAGUCUUCAUACCGGAGGGUGAAACUGUCCUGGAAAAAAGCUACCGGGAUUGUUUGAGGCUUUUGUAGCUGGAGUUUGGGAGAAAACUACCUUUGGUUGUAGGAUAUUUACUUGUUUUUCUCUUGGAUAGUGAUCUAAAGUUGUCACCAUGCCGGUUUUCCACACGAAGACGAUAGAAAGUAUCCUGGAGCCGGUGGCUCAGCAGAUAUCCCAUCUGGUGAUAAUGCACGAAGAAGGUGAAGUUGACGGGAAAGCUAUUCCAGAUCUUACGGCGCCGGUGGCUGCCGUGCAGGCGGCUGUUAGCAACCUUGUUCGGGUGGGGAAGGAGACUGUACAAACCACAGAGGACCAGAUCAUGAAAAGGGACAUGUCACCAGCUUUUAUCAAAGUGGAGAAUGCGUGCACUAAGUUGGUGCAGGCUGCCUCCAUGCUGAAAGCCGAUCCAUACUCUGUUCCUGCUCGGGAUUACCUCAUCGAUGGCUCCCGGGGCAUCCUCUCUGGGACCUCUGACCUGCUCCUAACCUUUGAUGAGGCCGAGGUCCGCAAAAUAAUCCGGGUGUGCAAAGGCAUCCUGGAGUACCUGACAGUGGCGGAGGUGGUGGAGUCUAUGGAGGACUUGAUCACAUACACAAAGAACUUGGGACCAGGGAUGACAAAGAUGGCAAAGAUGAUAGAUGAGCGACAGCAGGAGCUGACACACCAGGAGCACCGUGUGAUGUUGGUCAACUCCAUGAACACAGUCAAAGAGCUGCUGCCCAUCCUCAUCUCAGGUAUCAAAAUCUUUGUGACAACCAAGACAUCUGGCAGCCAGGGUGUGGAGGAGGCCUUGAAGAACCGUAACUUCACUUUUGAGAAGAUGAGUGCCGAGAUAAACGAGAUCAUCAGAGUGCUGCAGCUUACGUCCUGGGACGAGGAUGCCUGGGCCAACAAGAAGGACACAGAGGCCAUGAAGAGGGCCCUCGGGCUUAUUGACUCAAAGAUGGCUCAGGCUAAGAACUGGCUGAGGGAUCCAAACUCUCAACCAGGGGAUGCGGGUGAGCAGGCCAUCCGCCAGAUCCUUGAUGAAGCUGGGAAAGUUGGUGAACUGUGCGCUGGGAAGGAGCGCAGAGAUAUCCUGGGCACAGCCAAGACGCUGGGCCAGAUGACUGACCAGGUGUCUGAGAUGAGGGCCAGAGGGCAGGGCACUUCCCCAGCUGCCAUGCAGAAGGCACAGCAGGUUUCCCAGGGGCUUGACGUGCUAACCGGAAAGGUGGGAAAUGCUGCUCGCAAGCUGGAGGCCAUGACUAACUCUAAGCAGGCCGUCGCCAAAAGGAUUGAUGCUGCACAGAACUGGCUGGCAGACCCUAACGGUGGCCCAGAGGGAGAAGAGAACAUCAAGGCCUUGCUCAUUGAGGCCAAAAAGAUUGCAGACAUGUGUGAGGACCCCAAAGAAAGAGAUGACAUCUUGCGCUCUAUUGGAGAGAUUGCUGCCAUGACUGCCAAACUGUCUGAUCUCAGACGACAGGGUAAAGGUGACACUCCUGAGGCCAGAGCUUUGGCUAAACAGAUCGCAACAGCUCUGCAGAACCUGCAGUCCAAGACCAACAAAGCUGUAGCCAACAGUAGGCCUGCAAAGGCAGCUGUUCACUUGGAAGGAAAGAUUGAGCAGGCGCAGCGCUGGAUUGACAAUCCCACCAUGGAUGACAGCGGUGUGGGCCAGGCAGCCAUCCGUGGGCUGGUGGCAGAGGGCCGCAGGCUGGCCAACGCUCUGCCAGGGCCGUACAGGCAGGAGAUGCUGGGUAAGUGUGAGCAGGUGGAGCAGCUCAUGGCCCAGCUGGCUGACCUGGCUGCCCGCGGUGAAGGGGACUCCCCUCAGGCACGUGCUGUCGCUCAGCAGCUCCAGGAGGCUUUGAAAGACCUUAAAGGGAAGAUGCAAGAGGCAAUGACUCAGGAGGUGUCCGACAUCUUCAGUGACACCACCACCCCCAUCAAGUUACUGGGAGUGGCUGCUACCGCCCCUCUGGACGCCCCCAACAGAGAUGAGGUCUUUGACGAAAGGGCUGCCAACUUUGAGAACCACGCCAAUAAACUUGGCACCACAGCAGAGAAGGCUGCUGCUGUCGGCACUGCCAACAAGAGCACAGUGGAGGGAAUCCAGGCUGCCGUCAAGUCAACAAGAGACUUAACACCACAAGUGGUAUCUGCUGCUCGUAUUCUGCUGAGAAACCCUGGCAACCAAGCUGCGUAUGAACAUUUUGAAACUAUGAAGAAUCAGUGGAUUGACAAUGUGGAGAAAAUGACAGGUUUGGUGGACGAGGCCAUCGAUACCAAAUCUCUGCUGGAUGCUUCAGAGGAGGCCAUCAAGAAGGACCUGGAUAAGUGCCGUGUGGCCAUGGGCAACCACCAGCCUCAGAUGCUGGUCGCCGGCGCCACCAGCAUCGCCCGCAGAGCCAACCGUAUCCUCCUUGUGGCGAAGCGAGAGGUGGAGAACUCUGAGGAUCCUAAAUUCAGGGAGAUGGUGAAGGCUGCAUCUGAUGAACUGAGCCAGACAAUUUCUCCUAUGGUUAUGGACGCUAAGGCGGUGGCUGGAAAUAUCCAUGAUCCGAGUCUUCAGAAGGGCUUUCUGGACUCAGGUUAUAAGAUUCUUGGCGCUGUGGCAAAGGUCAGGGAGGCAUUCCAGCCCCAGGAGCCAGACUUCCCACCACCUCCUCCUGAACUGGAUCAGCUUAGUCUUAACGAUGAGGCAGCACCACCCAAACCUCCUCUUCCUGAGGGUGAGGUUCCUCCCCCCAGGCCUCCUCCCCCAGAGGAGAAAGAUGAGGAGUUCCCUGAGCAGAAGGCUGGUGAUAUGGUUAACGAGCCCAUGAUGGUGGCUGCCAGGCAGCUCCACGAUGAAGCCCGCAAAUGGUCCAGCAAAGGAAAUGACAUCAUUGGUGCUGCCAAACGAAUGGCUUUGCUCAUGGCUGAGAUGUCACGUCUGGUGCGUGGAGGCAGCGGAAACAAGCGCGCCCUCAUCCAGUGCGCCAAGGACAUCGCUAAGGCUUCUGAUGAAGUCACGCGGCUGGCCAAGGAGGUGGCCAAGCAGUGUACUGACAAGCGUAUCCGGACCAACCUGCUCCAAGUGUGCGAGCGCAUUCCCACCAUCAGCACUCAGCUCAAAAUCCUGUCCACAGUCAAGGCCACCAUGUUGGGUCGUACCAACAUCAGUGAAGAGGAGUCAGAGCAGGCUACUGAGAUGUUGGUCCACAAUGCUCAGAACCUGAUGCAGUCUGUGAAGGAGACAGUCAGGGAGGCCGAGGCAGCUUCCAUUAAGAUCCGAACAGAUGCAGGUUUCACCCUUCACUGGGUCAGAAAGACCCCCUGGUACCAGUAAGAGAAGGGCCACUGUUCCUCUGCUUCAUGCUGGUUCUAUCCAGCUGUCCAAGAGGACAUUAAAUGGACAGAUAUAUACUUUAUCAGAGCUAUGAUAUCAGUGCCCCUCACCCUAAUAUGGGCAAUGUUUCUCUAUUAGUCCCAUUUCCUGUCUGUAACAGUUGCUGUUCUGGUAGAAUGUAAACGAUGGGACUAUCAGUGCGAGUUAUGGGUUAGAUUCUUACUGGGAAUGUCUUUUUUUUUUUUCUGAAGUGUGUAAAAAAAAAAAAAAUUUGCUUCAAAGCUUACUUUGACAAAUCCCAAGAAUAUAUAUGUUUUGAUUAGAGGUUGGGUUUCAUAUAAUGCAAGGUUGUUUUUAGCCUCAUCUAGACACAAACCUUAUGUUAAAUUUAAAUAACUAGAUUUCCUCGAGACAUUUUUAUAUCUUUGUACUGAUAAUUUUAGCAUCGCUAUCAUUCAUUCACCUUUGCUAGGAUAAGUACAUGAACUUGAGGAGUUGUUACAAGUACAGUAUGCUACACUCAGCACACGCAAAAAUAUAUUCAGUGGUAUUAUGCCUGUUUACACUAUUCUAUAUUAUCACAAGUGGAAAAAGAAGCACUGUUCAUUAUUUUACAUAUUGUAAUGCAAUUGCAGCAAUCUUUAUUUUCGUAAGAGUUCUGCCAAAGACAUUCUGCCAUGAUCUUUAAAAGUUGUCUUUCUUUGGUCAGCAAUAUAUCUUUUGAGUUUUAAGGGGUAGUUUUUUAGAUAAGCUAAUUAAAAAAGUAACUAAAAUUUCUACCAACAGCAGGUAAAGAUGAAAACUGCUUGUAAGCUUACAUUCGACUCAUUCAACUCUUUCUAGAUAUGUUUUAUGUUUCACAUGUUGCAUUGAGAUUACAUGUAAGAAACAGGCUUGUGCUACAGUAUGAGGCCUAUUAGCCAAAAAUUAUUACUCUGAUUUUCACAGCAAGCUAACAAAGCUUAGUCUUUUUUAAAGAGGCUUGUCUUGACUGCUGUUUUUUUUUCUUCUAAACACUGCACACAGUUGUAUGUCUCAUGUUGUCAUGUUGUGCACAAUAAUUUUUUUGUGAUAUAUGAAUUGCACACUUCUCCUAGGUAGUCAAGGGAAUGACCAGAGUUUAGAGAUGAAGCACAGUGUCAUCGGCAGCUGGUGAAAUCUUCAUUUUAUGUUAUCACAUUUGUCUCAACAUGUCUUGAUACACUAAACAUAACUGGCCACUUUUUGUGGCAUCUGUAGUUGAUAUUUUGAAAUGUCUGAAGACCGCUGGCGUGAAUGUGUCUUUUUAAGUAUCUAAUACCAGCUGAUGUGCCUUGGGAAAGAAACUUUAUUUGCAAUUGAUACAGUUUUCAUUUAUAGAUGUUUUGUAUCAUUUGUACAAGGUAUGAUGGUGUUGAUUUGUUCAAAACACUUGUACAUGAUUCUUCUAUAAAGUUACAUCCGCUUCAUGACUUUUACUUCAAGUCAAAUUAUGCUCUAUGCAAACCCUGAGAAAGUUUGUCUAAAAAGAUAUCAAAAUUAUGCAAUUUAGUUGGUUUUAAAUGGGCCUGAACAACGUUUUGCUGAGGCACUGUUCACAAUUUUGUAAUAAAGCAUUUUAUAACACUGA